This is a messenger RNA of Drosophila biarmipes, 3347 nucleotides long. RefSeq names its product H(+)/Cl(-) exchange transporter 5 (gene ClC-c). Gene Ontology annotation, cellular component: membrane; Golgi apparatus; synaptic vesicle. Gene Ontology annotation, biological process: transmembrane transport; chloride transport. Gene Ontology annotation, molecular function: voltage-gated chloride channel activity. The transcript has 10 exons. The record is from RefSeq and is a predicted model, not a curated record. The coding region runs from base 379 to 3081 and encodes 900 amino acids. NCBI's taxonomy places the organism in Eukaryota, Metazoa, Arthropoda, Insecta, Diptera, Drosophilidae.
GGUAUUUCGUUGCCCAGCCUCCUCUGGUCACACUGCGUUUUUGCAAAUAAAAAAUAAAAUAUUCGCAUAGCACACAAAAGCAGCACUUUACCAUUGUAAUGCGUGCGAUAUAAUCGAUCAAAUACCUGUUCGAGCCAUCUCAAUGCCAAUCGCAACGAGCUUACAUCCGCGGGCCGAGUGAAAUGGCAAGAAAGUGAUUGCUGAUUCGCCCCACGAACAAUUGUUUGUGUGUUUGUACUUAGUGACGUGCGCUCGCUGCGCUGCAACUGCGCUGCCGCUGCUCUGCUCUGCUUUCUGGGACUCCGCUGCAACGCAAAAAGGAAACCCAGAGGAUUUGGUAGAACCUAGAGUGCUCCCGAGGGAUCUCAGGAUCGGGCGAUGGAAAAGUUUCCGCUGAAGGGCAGCAGGGAGGCCGCCGCGGAGGGCAACAGCUACAUAACCGCCUACCAAACGGUCAUGAAAAAGUCGAACGGCCACACAAACGGAGCUGGCGGCGACAGCGACCUAGACGGAUCUUUCCGCGACCACCCGCUGGCCCAGCACUCCAAGCUGACCACCUCGCUGACGGCGGCGGGCACCGACGACGAGGACAUGAUCGACAUCACACCGCGCUCCAGUCCGGGCGAUGUGAUUGGCGGCGGCGGCGUCGGCGGAGGAAGCAGCAGUGGCUAUCACCGGGAAACGGCCACCGAAUCGGACACCGAACGAGAUUUCGGACACCUGGGUGGCGGAGGCGGCGGCGGUGGCAAUCACCACAAUCAACGGACAAUGCACCAGCUUCACCACCAGCAUGUGCCGACCCACAGUGCCUUCGGCGAUCCCAUGGACGGAGCACUAUCCUUCUAUGGUUCCUCGGAUGUACAAGAUGAUAUUCCUGGCAUUGGGCAGUACGAAGAUUUUCACACCAUCGAUUGGCAGCGGGACAUAGCCCGCGACCGGAUGCGACACCGCUACAUAGUCAAGAAGCGACAGGACUCCCUGUGGGAUCUGAUAAAGGGCUCUAUUGAUGCCGGAUCUGGCUGGCUUUGCGUUCUGCUCGUCGGCAUUGCGGCGGGCUGUGUGGCGGGCAUGGUGGACAUUGGAGCCAGUUGGAUGUCGGACUUAAAGCAUGGCAUCUGUCCACCUGCCUUCUGGUUUAACCGGGAACAAUGCUGUUAUCCGGCUAAACAGUCGGUGUUUGAGGAAGGCAACUGCUCGACCUGGAAAACCUGGCCCGAGAUCUUUGGCCUGGAUCGCAAUGGCACCGGACCAUAUAUCGUCGCUUACAUCUGGUAUGUGCUGUGGGCCUUGCUGUUCGCCUCGCUCAGCGCCUCACUAGUGCGCAUGUUUGCGCCAUAUGCCUGCGGAUCGGGUAUUCCGGAGAUAAAGACCAUCUUGUCGGGCUUCAUUAUACGCGGCUAUCUCGGCAAAUGGACGCUGCUGAUCAAAUCUGUGGGUCUAAUGCUGUCCGUGUCCGCCGGCCUCACUUUGGGCAAGGAGGGACCCAUGGUCCACAUUGCCAGCUGUAUUGGAAACAUAUUUUCGCACGUAUUCCCGAAGUACGGUCGAAACGAGGCCAAGAAGCGUGAGAUUCUUUCGGCGGCAGCAGCAGCAGGUGUCUCGGUGGCCUUCGGAGCACCGAUCGGUGGAGUUCUGUUCUCGCUGGAGGAAGUGUCCUACUACUUCCCCCUGAAGACGCUGUGGCGUUCUUUCUUUUGUGCGCUGAUAGCAGCCUUCGUCCUGAGAUCUCUGACUCCCUUCGGCAACGAGCAUUCCGUGCUGUUUUUCGUCGAGUACAACAAGCCCUGGAUCUUCUUUGAACUCAUUCCUUUUGUAUUCCUUGGAAUAAUGGGAGGUGUGAUUGGAACAUUCUUUAUAAAGGCCAAUUUGUGGUGGUGCCGCUACAGGAAGUUCAGCAAGCUGGGUCAGUAUCCCGUCAUGGAAGUGCUCUUCGUCACCCUGGUCACUGGCAUCAUUUGCUACCCCAACCCAUUUACCCGCAUGAACAUGAACGAGUUGAUAUUCCUGCUGGUCAGCAAGUGCUCACCCGGAGAUGUCACCAAUCCCUUGUGCGACUACAAGCGCAUGAACAUCACCACGGGCAACACCAUUAUUGAGGUCACGGAGCCAGGUCCCGGUGUCUACAGCUCCAUUUGGCUGCUGAUGCUGACCUUUAUACUCAAGCUAGCCCUGACUAUCUUUACCUUUGGCAUGAAAGUGCCGGCUGGUCUGUUUAUUCCGUCCCUGCUGCUGGGAGCCAUCAUGGGUCGCAUUGUGGGAAUCGGCGUGGAACAGUUUGCAUACAGCUAUCCCAACAUUUGGUUCUUCACCGGCGAGUGUGCGGACAGCAAUCUCAUCACGCCCGGAUUGUACGCUGUUGUGGGAGCGGCAGCUGUGCUGGGAGGAGUGACUCGCAUGACCGUCUCGCUGGUGGUGAUCAUGUUUGAGCUGACAGGCGGAGUGAGAUACAUUGUACCACUGAUGGCAGCUGCUAUGGCCUCCAAGUGGGUGGGCGACGCUCUGGGCAGGCAGGGCAUCUACGACGCGCACAUAGCGCUGAAUGGUUAUCCGUUCCUAGACAGCAAGGAGGAGUUUGCGCACACAACACUGGCAGCGGAUGUGAUGCAGCCCAAGCGCAAUGAAACGUUGAAUGUCAUCACCCAAGACUCCAUGACGGUGGACGAUGUGGAGAACCUGCUAAAAGAAACUGAACACAAUGGAUAUCCAGUGGUGGUUUCCAGAGAGAAUCAAUAUUUAGUGGGCUUUGUGCUGCGCAGGGAUCUUAACUUGGCCAUAGGCAAUGCCAAGCGCCUGAUUGAGGGAAUCAGCAGCAGCUCCAUAGUAUUAUUUACCUCCACCCAGCCCAUCCAAAACCUGGGACCCCAGCCGCUGAAACUGAAAAAGAUCUUGGACAUGGCGCCGAUCACGGUGACGGAUCAAACACCCAUGGAAACGGUAGUGGACAUGUUCCGCAAGCUGGGACUUCGCCAAACACUGGUGACACACAAUGGUCGCCUACUGGGAGUAAUUACCAAGAAGGAUGUGCUGCGCCACGUAAAGCAGAUGGAUAACGAAGACCCCAACACGGUGCUCUUCAACUGAAUGUAUCUGCGAAUCCGAAGCUGGGCGAGCGCUGCUUCUAGUUAUUGUAAUGUGAACUAUCGCAACCAACAAUAUUUGAUAUGUGCAAAGUGCAGAUUGCAAUCUAAGCUUAAGUAAAAAGUUGAACGUGUGGAUGCAAAGCGGACUGAAGUGGAUUAGAGUGGAAUCGCGUGAUUAGGACAGUUAGGAUCGGAAUCAGACGUUCGAGCGUGAGAGAUUUAGCAAAAUUGUGUGCAGUUCUAUUAUAUAUUUAUAUAUCUCGUUAA